AUGUCCCACCACGACUUGUUCGACCUGCUAGCCGAUGAGGCGACCAUCGCAGCGCUACACCAAGAGGGAGUGAGCGUGGAUGAGGUUCAGAAGCAGAACAUCAAACGGCUCUACAACCAUCACGUGAGACCGACACCUCCCACCCUGGCGACGAGAUUUCAGCGGAUGGACAAGCUCAGCGUGCCCGACGUGUGGAAAGGGUACGUUGCUCGUCACGGUGCGGAUCCCACGCAGCUUCUGGGCGCAUCUGGCGCGCAGGAAAAAGAGGCACCGACGUCCGCUUCUGCGCUCUACGCUCGCGCACUGGCGCUCGCGCGCAUGGAGUCGCAAAGGCAGCAAGGGUGUGCCCUCAAGAACUUUCAUUACCUCUUCUUCUACGACCUGAUCCGCCACCUCUUCCCCAAGGCCAAGCACACGCAAAAGGGACUGGGACCGGUCCUCAUCGCACGGCUGGAGCACAUCUCAACGCCUCUGAAGCAACCGCUAAGCAAGGCUCUCACGUCGGACUGGAGUGCGCGUGCCGUGGUGGAUUGGUACGACAUGGGCUUUGCCGUGAACAUACUCGCUUCCAAGUUUGGCGCAGGAUCCCUCUUUGUGUUGGAGAAACAGUUGUCGGAAAACCUUUGCGCAAGUUACCCAAGGCGGGAUCCGUUUACGAGGAGGUGGUGA
Messenger RNA from Didymosphaeria variabile, 669 nucleotides. RefSeq lists its product as uncharacterized. The record is from RefSeq and is a predicted model, not a curated record. The transcript has a single exon. NCBI's taxonomy places the organism in Eukaryota, Fungi, Ascomycota, Dothideomycetes, Pleosporales, Didymosphaeriaceae. The coding region runs from base 1 to 669 and encodes 222 amino acids.